Molecule: messenger RNA, 3124 nt
Organism: Perognathus longimembris pacificus (Pacific pocket mouse)
Lineage: Eukaryota; Metazoa; Chordata; Mammalia; Rodentia; Heteromyidae
Gene: Rarg
Product: retinoic acid receptor gamma
Exons: 8
Coding region: 603-2060 (485 amino acids)
Biological process (GO): cellular response to corticotropin-releasing hormone stimulus; retinoic acid receptor signaling pathway; regulation of transcription by RNA polymerase II
Cellular component (GO): transcription regulator complex; nucleus
Molecular function (GO): RNA polymerase II cis-regulatory region sequence-specific DNA binding; nuclear glucocorticoid receptor binding; nuclear receptor activity
Source: RefSeq, a predicted model, not a curated record
GAGAAAGAAAGAGAGGAGGGGAGAGGGGGGGAACUAUGAAAGGAAAUGCGUGUGCUUUGGUUCCUGCACACUUCCCCCCCCCACACUCAGACUUGGGCACGCGCCGAAGUGCGAAUGGCGUGCAAAAGCUUCCCGGGGCUGUGGGGAAGAUAAUGCUUGCAAGCAUUUCCCCCGAGCCAGGUGUGUAUUAUUUGCACAAACUUGUGCACCUACGAGCUUAUGUGCGUGCAGAGGUUCGUGUGCACCAAUGCAUAUUUUCAGAUGUCUAGUGCGUGCCAAGAUAAAGGCAUGCACGGCUGUGUGUGUAAGCAGGCGCGCGUUCCGCACGCAGCGGGUGAACGUCUGUGUAUGUGUGUGCGUUCCACUCCCAGCUCGGCUCCUCUUGGUGCCCGGCCCCCUUCGCUCUUGAAGCCCCACCCCCACCCCUCCAGGCUUUGCUUUUACAAAGGUCUCCCCAGUGCUAGCUGCCCGGGCGCCCCAGAGUGAGCCGGACGGAGGGAGAAGCAGCAGCCUGGGCUUCGCGCCCCGCCCAGUUCUUUUCCCUUGCUGGGGAUCCCCCUCUUCCCCGCCCACCCCUUACCCCCCAUGCAGCUCAGCGCCCUAUGCUAGCCCUCCCCCUCCCCCCUCCAGGAGCGGGGCGCCGCGGGGGGAGGAGGGGGAAUGGGCUGCGGGUCCUUGGUGUUCUAGCACCCAGCUUUCCUCCAAGCCGGGUCGCGAUGUACGACUGCAUGGAAUCGUUUGCCCCGGGUCCGCGACGGCUGUAUGGGGCCGCCGGGCCCGGGGCCGGCUUGCUGCGCAGAGCCACUGGCAGCUCCUGUUUCGCCGGACUUGAGACUUUUGCCUGGCCACAACCCGCCAGUCUGCAAUCGGUGGAGACACAAAGCACUAGCUCAGAGGAAAUGGUGCCCAGCUCGCCCUCACCCCCACCACCUCCUCGGGUCUACAAGCCGUGCUUCGUGUGUAACGACAAGUCCUCUGGCUACCACUAUGGGGUCAGCUCGUGUGAAGGCUGCAAGGGCUUCUUCCGACGAAGCAUCCAGAAGAACAUGGUAUACACAUGUCACCGUGACAAAAACUGCAUCAUCAACAAGGUCACCAGGAAUCGCUGUCAAUACUGCCGGCUGCAAAAGUGCUUUGAAGUAGGCAUGUCCAAGGAAGCUGUGCGGAAUGACCGGAACAAGAAGAAGAAAGAGGUGAAGGAAGAAGGGUCACCCGACAGCUAUGAGCUGAGCCCCCAGUUAGAAGAGCUCAUCACCAAGGUCAGCAAGGCCCAUCAGGAGACAUUCCCCUCGCUCUGCCAGCUGGGCAAGUACACCACGAACUCCAGUGCAGACCACCGAGUGCAGCUGGACCUGGGGCUGUGGGACAAGUUCAGUGAACUGGCCACCAAGUGCAUCAUCAAGAUCGUGGAGUUCGCCAAGCGGUUACCUGGCUUCACAGGGCUCAGCAUCGCUGAUCAGAUCACCCUGCUCAAGGCUGCCUGCCUGGACAUCCUGAUGCUUCGGAUCUGCACAAGGUACACUCCAGAACAGGACACCAUGACCUUCUCCGACGGGCUGACCCUGAACAGGACCCAGAUGCACAAUGCUGGCUUUGGGCCCCUCACAGAUCUCGUCUUUGCUUUUGCGGGGCAGCUCCUGCCACUGGAGAUGGAUGACACCGAGACUGGGCUACUCAGUGCCAUCUGCCUCAUCUGUGGAGACCGCAUGGACCUGGAAGAACCUGAAAAAGUGGACAAGCUGCAGGAGCCACUGCUGGAAGCCCUGAGGCUAUAUGCCCGGCGCCGGCGGCCCAACCAACCCUACAUGUUCCCAAGGAUGCUUAUGAAAAUCACUGACCUUCGGGGCAUCAGCACCAAGGGAGCAGAAAGGGCCAUUACCCUGAAGAUGGAGAUUCCAGGCCCCAUGCCCCCCCUGAUCCGAGAGAUGCUGGAGAAUCCUGAAAUGUUUGAGGACGACUCCUCGCAGCCUGGUUCCAAUCCCAAGGCCUCCAGCGAGGAUGAAGCUCCUGGAAACCAGGGCAAAGGGGACCAAAGUCCCCAGCCUGACCAGGGCCCCUGACCUCCCCUUUCUGUGGGGUUGGGCUCCAGGCAGCAGACUGACCAUCUCUCAGACACUGCCAGUGACUGGGAGAGGACCUGCUCUGCCCUCUCCCCACCUUUCAGUGAGCUCCUUGUUUUUUGCCAAAGUUUCCAGGGGUGCCUUUGUGUUCAUCCCUGCCCCGUUCUAGUUGGCUCCCUCUCUAGGCCUGGGAGCUUGUCCAGGAGAGAGGGCGGAAGGGUGAGCCCGGGUCUGGACUCUAAUCUCAGCACUGCCCCCAUCAGAUACCGCGUCCUAGGCUCCCCAGGGCAGUUGGAAGACCCUGCCAUCCCACAGCCCCUCCCUCUGCCAGGUGCUUGGGCCACUGAGAGCCAACAGGAACACUAGAGACCAAAAGGGCGGGCCUUGGAGAAGGUGGAGCCCACCCUCUUGCCUUGGUGCCUGAUGUUGUGCAAUGCACCCGUGCACACUGCCCUCUGUGCCUUGCCUAUGUGCCAGGUGGGGGUGGCGGGCAGGCUGGGACUUGCAUUUCUGGGGUGGGGCCUGAGGGUGAAAUGACAGAUAUAAGUUCAUUCUUCACCCCUGUGCCCUCUGUCACAAGCCCCUCCCUCAGCCCUAUCUCGUGCCUUGGGGUCAUCUUGCCCCCCCAUCUCAGCCAUUGGGCAGGGACCCUCCUACACUACAGAGGGGCAGGGAUCCCAUCCUCCUAGUGCCUUCUACCCUUGACCCCCCCCCCCCCCAAGAGCAGCUUGGCCCAGGGAGGGGAGAUGCUGCUUAGCUGAUCCCGCCCUGACCCAGAGGAAGCCUCUAUUUAUUUAUUAGCUUUUGUUUACACCCUGGAAUGACCCCUUCGGCCAGGGGUCUUGGGAGGGGGAGCCCAGGGCCUCUGUGAUCCCUCCCUUCUUCCUCCAAUCCCCAGUUUGUAUUUAGCUGCCAAAUAAGAUUCCCGCUGGCUCCCCCUUUUCUCUGGGGGGUCAGGGUGCUGUCCCUGCCCCUCUGUUUACAUCUCCCCUCUACCCCGCUGUAUCGCUGUAUCGCAUAUUGCUGAGUUUUCUAUUUUUGCAAAAUAAAGAGAUGGAAACUCA